Messenger RNA from Papaver somniferum (opium poppy), 961 nucleotides. RefSeq names its product zinc finger matrin-type protein 2-like. Gene Ontology annotation, biological process: mRNA splicing, via spliceosome. The record is from RefSeq and is a predicted model, not a curated record. The coding region runs from base 136 to 747 and encodes 203 amino acids. The transcript has 10 exons. Lineage: Eukaryota; Viridiplantae; Streptophyta; Magnoliopsida; Ranunculales; Papaveraceae. Gene Ontology annotation, molecular function: nucleic acid binding; zinc ion binding. Gene Ontology annotation, cellular component: U4/U6 x U5 tri-snRNP complex; spliceosomal complex.
CACACACCCUAAUUUCCCUAAUCGUCCUGGUUUUUGCAAACCCCAUCAACAGCACUUGAGCGAAAUUCCAAAGCAAAUUCAAAAUUCAGAGACUAGCAUCAAUCCGUACUUUUCUAUUGCUCUUCCAUUCUCACCAUGUCCCAGAGCGUGGCUGGAGUUGAUAAUACAUUCAGAAAGAAAUUUGAUCGGGAAGAGUAUGAAGAACGAGCUCGCGAACGAGAAAGACAGGAGGAGGAGGAUAGUCGGAAAUCUAAAUUUAAAGGACCUCCGGUGCAAAGACAACCAUUGAAACGCAGAGAUUAUGAAGUCGAUCUCGACUCUAGAUUGGGGAAAACUCAGGUGGUUACUCCAAUAGCACCUCUAAGUCAGCAGGCUGGAUACUUCUGCUCAGUUUGUAAAUGUGUUGUAAAAGAUUCCGCGAAUUACUUGGACCACAUAAAUGGGAAAAAGCAUCAAAGAGCUCUGGGUAUGUCAAUGCGAGUAGAAAGGGCAUCUCUUCAACAGGUUCAAGAAAGGUUCGAAGCUCUGAAGAAACGUAAAGUUGAAGGAGUCUUUACAGAGCAAGACCUAGAUGAGCGGAUCCUUAAGCAGCAACAAGAAGAGGAAGAGCGCAAGCGCCAGCGGCGAGAAAAAAAAAAAGAGAAGAAGAAAGAGAAGUCUAAAGAGGAAGAGUCCGAGGAAGUAGACCCUGAUGUUGCAGCGUUGAUGGGAUUUGGAGGUUUUGGUUCAUCUAAAAAAAGUGCUUGAUUUUUCCUUAUUUUUGGAACAAAAUAUUUGAUUGCAUUAAAGAGGAAACUGAGUGAAUACGUGGUAGCUACAAGUAUAUGAGUUUCAAACUUUCAAUCACAAGUACCUAGAAACUUGUGAUAAAAAUGUGAUCCAUUAAACUAUAAAUGUCUAACUCUGCUGAUAAUCUUGCUCAUGAGCCAAAGGUUUACCUUGUUUUUUUAUUUCUGCAGUA